AAUUCCCUGCCAAAUUCAUCUGGGCAGGCCUUUGACACGAUGUCAUUUCGUUUGGUUUCCCAAUUAAGUAAUGGACUAAAGUAAAUAAGCACCCAUGUGAAAUUCGGUCUCAAAAUUGCUCUUCCGUUCCUCUUUUUUCUUUGGAGUCGAAGACAGCUGACUUCAGCAAUGGCGUACACCAUCAGGUUGGAUUGGAUAAGGAAAAUCCUGAAUUCAUGCGGCCCCACACAAUGCCGUCUAAUGCACGACGCUGGCAAGCCACGGAUCUGCAAUCAGGGACCUUUGAGGCGCCUGAUGCGGCAGAUCAGUAAUAACUCGGGCACUUCCACCGGUGGCACCAUUCACACUGGGAAUAAACUCCGCAAUAUGGAAAGGACCAAGGACUCUCGCUUUAGGGUCAACACUUCCCCAAAUGCUAAUAUGGUAAGGAUUCACCCCUUGGUCCGAGGCCAGGACAAAAAGGUGAGGAAGCCAAACCAACGCCUGCCCUCCGAAAUAUCGGCCACCCUGCAGAGGCACAGUGCGCAGAGAAGAGGGGAGCAGCUGGCGAGGAGCCUGCGGUUCCAGGACACAGUUGACCAUCCCAGGCCGAGCUCUACCAUGCCGCUGAAGAUCCUUGAGAUCAGAGAACGGAGGCGCAGUCCGGUGGGACAUCCGCUCAGGGAUCGCAGGAUGAUCGAUUCGAUGAGGACCAGGAACAUAGAAAGGAUGGUGCGCGAAUCGCAGGCCAGGCUGUUGAACAAACGAGUCGAGGAGCUCUUUGAAAAACAGGAGGAGCCACCAGCUGAUAAGUCUGAAAGGCCCGAACCCAAGAUCAAACUGAAACGACAGAAAACAGAGGCCAAGGCGGCGGUGAAACUGCUGAAUAAAGCCAUUUGCCUUGCUCAUUCCAACAGUGGUGAGGUGGCCAGGGUGAAGAACUUAAAGAUCUCCAGGAUGCAGACCAAGCUGGAAACUAAUGGUAUAGAUUCCUCCAUCGUGGAUCGCAUGAGUGAUGUCCUACACACCUCCCAUGCCUACCACAUGCGCAUUCGCUGGGCCAGGAUCCAGAGCCGCAGGCAAUUGCAAGUAUCGGAGCCCGGCAAAAGAAACUCCCUGGAAGUGGCCGCCAAUCUCAUCAAAGAGGAGCAGAGACGUCUGGACGGACUAAAAGCGGCAAAGUAUCAACUGAAGGUGGUGCCGAAAGAUGAAUCAAAACUGGAUAAUAUCACCAGAAAUAUAAGGGAGCCCAGGGAAGUUAAGACCACUGAUCCAGCCAAAUCAACGGAUUUGGACAUUAAAUCCUUAGUUGUUGAUCCCAAACCCUUUCUCACAAAAGACCCCGACACGAAGGGGAUUCUGUCGGUUAAUUCGUGUCACAAUUUCUCACUGCAUACCGUGGAAAAUACUGACAUCUUUUCUCACAUAUCAAAACUCUUCUUUAAAAAAUCCGACCACUAAGCCGAACAAAGUUAAGGGACCUAUCAAACUUUUGCCAAAUUGAAAAUAAUUUUUGAAAAUGAUAGCAGUUAAAAAAUUUAAAAAACAAUACACUGUACAAUCGAAUAGAAUCUCUUAAUAACCUUUUAUAAUAAAUUUCUAGAUUGGGAAACAUUAAUAACAUUUAUUCAAACUAAUAA
Molecule: messenger RNA, 1619 nt
Organism: Drosophila gunungcola (fruit fly)
Lineage: Eukaryota; Metazoa; Arthropoda; Insecta; Diptera; Drosophilidae
Exons: 3
Coding region: 169-1440 (423 amino acids)
Source: RefSeq, a predicted model, not a curated record